Molecule: messenger RNA, 714 nt
Organism: Anopheles merus
Lineage: Eukaryota; Metazoa; Arthropoda; Insecta; Diptera; Culicidae
Exons: 2
Coding region: 321-512 (63 amino acids)
Source: RefSeq, a predicted model, not a curated record
CUGUGCAUCAAUCAGAAAGAUCUCAACCACAACAUAUAAACAUCAAAGAAACAGCAAUAUAAACAUCAAAGGAGAAUGGAUGAUUUCCCCUCCAAAAACUGGUAGUUAAACCUCUGAUUAUACCUUCAAAAAACGGAUCGUAUAGGAGGCCUCAACCUACCAACUCUAUUAAGAAGAAGAAGAAGUGUGCUUCGCCGCCGUACAGUGUUUCGUAAGAACCUUCCCUCGCGUACCGGGUUCAAAUUCAGCGCAGAAAGUGAAACAAUUCAAGCACGUUUGUUGAUGUAGUGAAUAUUUCCUUUUUUCCAUUGCAUACGAUUAUGCGCCUCGGACAUUUGGGAAAAAUCGGAAUCGGCUGGGGCAUCAUCAGUGUGCUAGGCAUUGGAGCGUUCGUCGCAUCGAAAAAUUCGGUCGACAAGAAUCGCUACGAGAAUAUGAAAAUUCGCGAACGAAUGCGCCAAUCGAACGUGGGUCAAUACGAAGUCAAGGAAGCACGACGGUUUGACGCAUAAGGGAAGCAAACGAAACACUCAGAGCCUACCCCGCUUGAAAGAGGCAGCAAACGCAAUAACAAUCGACAGGAGCAAUCAAUUAUAACAGCUUGUGGUUAUUUGUGAAAGCAAGAAGCAAACACCUCAACCGGCCCCACCAUGAGCAUGCCCCAGCUGGACGCGGCCCAGCAGGCCAAACUGCAGCUGAUGCAGGAGAUGGAAA